Messenger RNA from Lagopus muta (rock ptarmigan), 3770 nucleotides. It is a transcript of the gene VSIR, whose product is annotated as V-set immunoregulatory receptor. Lineage: Eukaryota; Metazoa; Chordata; Aves; Galliformes; Phasianidae. Gene Ontology annotation, biological process: regulation of immune response; positive regulation of regulatory T cell differentiation; negative regulation of CD4-positive, alpha-beta T cell proliferation. The transcript is spliced from 7 exons. The record is from RefSeq and is a predicted model, not a curated record. The coding region runs from base 1285 to 2217 and encodes 310 amino acids. Gene Ontology annotation, cellular component: plasma membrane.
GUGGUGAGCAAAGCUUGACCUGCCUGGGUCAUAGAGCAAUGUGCGGUUAGCCCUGCCGAGAGCUGCAAGCAGGAUGCAUGAAGCAUUGCCCUAAACCAAAGUGAUGUGGGGCUGCAGGAACACCUCCAGCACAAGGCAACAUUUAGUAGUGGUUAGGAGUUAGGUACAGAGUUAAAGCAUGCACAUAUUAAAUCCCAACCUUGUUUCAAGCACAACACAUCUCAGUAACAUCUCAGUUUCUCCUGCUUUUUCCCAUUGCUGCUAACUCCAAGCAGAAGCCCGUGGCAGAGGAAAAGCCAGACACUGAACCCCACUGUGCCUUGCUGUCUGUGAGUAGGUCUUAGCAGGUUCCCACUGUGACACUGGGGACACCUUGGUCACGAUUACUAAGAUGGAAAAUACGCAGAAUUGCUUCUGCUAUGGCUUAGAGGAAGAACAAAAAUGAGCAUCUCAGACAACCCAUGUCCUCUGGUCAUGUCACCCAUGGACACACAGCUGGGAGUAGGGAGGUGACAGGAGUAUGCCACCAUGCCUAAUGGCUCAGAUGGUGGUAGGACCCCUCCAGCAGAGUCUUGGGAUGGAUGAGAAAUUUUUUUGGAAGGGGAUGAGGAGCAAAUGAGAUGUUUCUGGGCAGCAGGAUGGCUGGGGUCUGCCCUACCAAUGCCAACUGCUCCACUUGUCCUGUUGGGGUGGGACUUGGGACACUGAUUCCAGGACAGAGGUUUGCACACAAAAUCUGCCCAUACUGCAGCCAGCCUGGCUGCAACUUCCUCUGAGGUCACGACUGUCACAAAAAAACCCUGCAAACACCUUCACCCAAUGAUAAUUUCUUCUCUACCAGACAAGGGUUACAUUUCUGAUAACAGCUUUGUGGAAGCAUCUACUGUGAAGCCACAACCGCAUCGCACCCUCCUCACCAAGAUGCUUGAAGCAGUGUGGUGCUCAGGAUGUUCACAAGUGAUGCUCUGGAGAGGAUGUGCUAUGGAGUAUGGCAUCUCCCUGAGUUGCCCUUUUUUCCCCCCUCCUGCUCAUCCUUUAUACAGCACCAGCCUGGUCAAGUCAUUGGCUACCUGCCCACCCCUCUCACGGCAGAGAAACGAACUCCAAGUGAGGUGUGCGUUCUGCUGAAGUGAAUCAGGCAGGACUGGGCACCGCUCCCUGCCCCAUCUGGCCUCCUGGGGGUGCUCGCACUUCUUCUCUCCCCGGCUAGAACGAAAUUUCCUGCGUGCACGGCUCAGGCGGGCGCGGCGGGGCUGCGCUGCGCUGCUCCGGGGCUGUGCGGCGAUGGAGGACCCCCGAGGAGCGCCGCUGAAGCUGCUGCUGGGGCUGCUCUCCUUCCUCACCUCCCACGGAGGGACAGCAGCAUUCCUGGUGACAGCCCCAUACACGCUCUGCGUCUGCCCUGAGGGCCAGAACGUCACCCUGAGCUGCCAAGUGAGUGGACCACUCACCGACCACCACGACCUGAUCUUCAAAACCUGGUACUUCAGCAACAACGGUGACCAGAGCUGCUCUGAGAAGCGACACAUUCGCAACCUGACUGAGAAGGAGCUGCGCCACGAUUCCGGCCGGCACCACGGCACCUCUGCCAACAGCACUGUGAGGUUCCCCCAUGGAUCACCAGGUGGUCACCGUGGCGUGGAGUUCGUCCCUGACCAUCAUGGGGCUUUCCACAUUGUGGUGAUGAACCUGACAAUGCAGGACAGCGGGAAUUACUGCUGCUACGCCAUGGAGACACGGCGGGAGCACGGGAAGGUCCAUACCCUGCACGUAGCUCACGGCUUCGUAGAGCUCCAGAUCCAGAGGGGCAGAGGAGCACUUCAGAACUGCACCUUUCACACUGCUACCAGCAAAGAUAUCACAGCCGCUGCGCUGGCAACGGGCGCCUGCAUUGUGGGCAUCCUCUGCCUGCCCCUCAUCUUGCUCCUGAUUUACAAGCAGCGGCAAGCGGUCAGCCACAGACGUGCUCACGAGCUGGUCCGAAUGGAGAGCAGUGCCCAGGGCAUUGAGAACCCUGUCUUCGAGGCGCUCCCUGUGAGCAGUGCUGAGCAGCGGCCCCGACCCCAGCUCUCCUACCUGGGUGGACGGCAGCUCUCUGAGUCCGGCCGACACCUGCUGUCCGAGCCCAGCACCCCGCUGUCCCCACCAGGCCCUGGGGAGUGCUUCUUUCCCACUCUGGACCCUGUUCCUGAUUCACCAAAUUCCUUAAAAGCCUGAAGAGCCCCAUGGCCAAUGCAACGGAAGAGGGCACUGUGUUGUGGUUGUGCAGGAGGGGAUGCGGCCAGAGCGGGCAGCAACUCCCACCCAACCACCCCCAGCAGGAAAAUUAAAAAUAAAUAGAAUAAAGACCUCCACACCUUCCUCUCCCCAGUGCCUGGACAGCAGCUGCUGGUUUUCCCUCACAUUACAAGGAGGAACACUGCAGAGAGGACAAUGGAAAGAGCCUGAUCUCGGUUGUCAUUAUGCACCAGACAAUAGAAAAGGGGAGGAUGCCAAUACAACCAAACAACAGCAAAGUGCCUUAAAAAAAUCAAGUCAAGCCCAGGAGUCUUGCCCGUUUCUCCUGUCCCAGUGAUCUCUCUUGCUCGGGCUUUGGGUUUUACUGCCUAUUUUCGUGGCAAAGAGCACAGAGAGGGACGAUUGUGCGCAGCCUGUAUGAGGAUGUAUGCUAUUGACAUUUCAUUGUGGAUCUCACCUUGUGCCUAAAUCCCAGAGGAUGGAAGGAAGAGCAGCUCUGGGCCCCAGGAGUUGCAUCUCCAGCUCCUCCUGCCUGCUUCCCCCAGUACUUAACUUAUUGUCAGGGGCUCCACCUGCGUGGUGCUUACCCAUCCUGCUCGCUUGGACAGCAUAUCCUUUCCAGGAGCAUAUGGUAAAGUAGUCGAAGCACUGCGAGACAAAACAGAGGCACUGGCCAACUUUACACGAAGGGUUUCUUUGCAAAACAGGAAGGGGAGAGGCUCAAUCCUGCCGCAGCCCUCCUGCCCCACUGCUUGCUGGCACAGCCUGCAGCCAGAGGGCUGCUUGUGCUGUGAUUCUGUACUCAGCUUCAGAGCAGUAGGACUCAUCUUUCUGUUUGUGCCAUUAUCAGUGCUGAUUAAAAUGUAAAAAAAAAAGGAUUUUUUUUUUUUUUUAAGCUAGUGAGUUAGAUAGGUUGUCUGCAGAGUGCUGGUGGAUUUUCUGGCUCUGCAUGCAGCUGCACUGGUAUCACCUUCACUGCAAAACUGAGCAGUCCUAGGGCACUAAAACAGCUGGAGCCAUGCAAGAAAAACCUGUCUAUGCACAGCAUUCGUAAUGCAGAAGGCUGUCCAGCCUCAGUGGCACAAAGCCAUCAAGGAAAGGCUGUGCCUUUAUGAGGAGGAAGCUUUAACCCAUAGUCCGGCUUAAGAAAAAGACACAAAGAGGUGUGCAAGCCACUGGGCGGGUAGAAGUGUGAGGAUUUGCAAGCUGUAACCUGUGCUGCUGCUUGCAGCAAGUUUCCUCCAAAUGUAGAGCAGGGCUUUGCAGCCAGCAUGCUGCCAGAAGAUGCGUGAGAUGGGGAGAGAUAAGGGUGAGGUGGAGGCGAGGCGAGAUGGCAGCGAGGUCAUGCUGUGCUGGGAGCAAUGUACACUUGCAUAUGGGUGUUUGCUCAUGCAUCUUGCUGGGUUCAGCAUCCUGAGACAAUUCUCUGUUUUGGUGUGAGCUGGUGGGCAGGACAACCCCUGCUUGCCCAUGGGGAUGCUUGGAGUUUUCAGCUGAGAUAUGAAAGAGCUCAGAACUUCUGCUUAAACCAC